GGUGCAGUCAUAAAAGCAUGGCAUCUAGUCCCCGCCAAAAGCUGAAAACUGCGUAUAAAAAAGGUCGCGUUAUUUCUCCUUUGCACACUUCUGGUCCUGUCGCAAUCACCUCAGAUGGAUUUAAGCUACUUACAUGUGUCGCAGAAGAGGUUAUUUUGACAGAUAUAUUUUCCGGAAGCGAAGUUUGUCGUUUCUCAGGAGACACACAAUCGAUCACCUCGCUAUGUGUAACACCAUCAUCUACACAUGUUAUGGUAUUCACAUCCACACCAUCACUUCGCAUCUUUGAAAUACCAUUUUCUGUCUCUACUAUUGGAACUGUACAUCCCAUACGAGUCAUAGCUCGUCCUCAUGAUGCUCCUGUUCAUGUGUGCAGGGCUGAUCCUACCUCGAUUUAUUUCGCUUCAGGUUCCGCGGAUGGUGUUGUGAAGGUGUGGGAUAUACUUCGUGGUCAUGUUACACACAUUUUCAAAGGACACGGUGGUGUAGUAAGCGCCCUGGUUUUCAAUAUCCCUCGAAACCCAUCGCUGGUCACUAGUGUCAGAACCAUGCAGCUUAUAACUGCUUCCGUAGACACCCGGAUUCGUAUGUUUGACUUGACCGCGACGGUUAAUAAAUCUCCAAGCAGUAUACGUCCCUUCGCGAUUCUGGAGGGCCAUUUAUCCGUCCCGCGAGGUCUUGACGUGACCGAAGAUGGCAAAUGGCUUAUUAGCGGAGGAAGAGAUGCAGUUGUCUUAAUUUGGGAUCUAGUAAAUGAGCAAGCAACUUCGAAGGGAAAACACGGCUUGAAAGGGAAAGGAAAAGAAAUGUUGUCUGUUCCUGUUCUUAUCAACACAAUCGCUGUUUUGGACUGCGUAGAGGCAGUGGGACUACUUGAUCUCGGUGAGUAUGUGGGGCACGACCCAAAUACGAGUCAACUACGACUGUAUACGGCGGGAGAGAAAGGAGUUGUUAGUGUCUGGGACGGAAAAAACGGAAACCUACUUUUUUCUCUCGAUAAAGGAGACCGCCAAACGGAAGACCAAGAGGAGCAAAGGCAAAUAGUUGACGCAUUCUACGUGCCUGCAACAUCAACCAUUGUUUCUGUUCACGCAGAUCAAAAUAUACUUUUCCAUUCGCUAAUAUCUCGUCGUCUUGUCCGUCAAUUCGUAGGCUUCAAUGACGAGAUUGUUGAUGCUGCCUUCCUUACUCCAACACCUUCAGUGGAAUCCACACCGGUAGACACUCAUAUCGCCUUUGCCACAAAUUCAUCCCUUAUUCGUGUUUACUCGACCUCUGGAUUAGACGCCCGUUUGAUUUCAGGGCACUCAGAGAGUGUACUGUGUCUUGAUCGGGGUGCUGGAGGGCGUGUUCUUGUCAGUGGAAGUAAAGACCGCUCAGCAAGAAUAUGGGCGGUCCCAUGGUCCGGUCAAGAAAAUCCAAGCGACAAGGACGGCCAAUGGAGGUGCUUAGCGCUUUGCGAGGGCCAUACCGAAAGUGUAGGAGCUGUUGCCAUGUCGCGGAGCGAAGGCGGGGAGUCUACCCUGCGGUUUAUGUUUACAGGGAGCCAGGAUCGCACAAUCAAGAUGUGGGAUCUAUCAGUUGUGUCUAUUACACAUGACAUAAAUUCUGCCGCAGAUGACAUGAUAAAAUGUAUGAGUCUUGCGACAUACAAGGCCCACGAGAAAGACAUCAAUUCACUGGACGUCUCUCCAAAUGACAAAUUACUUGCCUCUGGAUCCCAGGAUCGCACUGCUAAGCUUUACGAGGUAGAGUAUUUGAGCAAUGGAAAAACUUCUCCGCGUGGGGAAAUUAAACUUCUUGGUACAUUCAAGGGUCACAAGCGAGGUGUAUGGAAUGUGAGGUUUGGGAAGACGGAGCGGGUUUUGGCAACUGGAAGUGGGGAUAAGACUGUGAAGUUAUGGGAUUUGGAGAACUUUUCGUGUCUUAAAACUUUCGAGGGUCACACGAACUCAGUUCUUCGAGUGGAUUUCAUCAAUGCGGGAAUGCAACUGGUGAGCACUGCAUCAGAUGGACUGGUUAAAUUGUGGAACAUUCGGGAUGAACAAGAUGUCGCAACUAUGGAUAAUCACGAAGAUAAGGUUUGGGCAUUGGCUAUUAGUGCUGAUGAACGAAUAAUUGUUUCUGGUGCUGCGGACUCGGUUGUCACGUUCUGGGAGGACUGCACAGAGACACAAGAACUAGAAAAAGAAGCAGAACGAACAGAACUGGUAUUGAAAGAACAAAACUUCAUGAAUUAUCUGGCUGUUCGUGAUUACCGCAGGGCUAUCCAACUGGCUCUUGCGAUGGAGCAGCCAGGGAGGCUUCUUGUUCUAUUUAGAGUAAUACAAUCUUCUUCACAGACCCAAGAAGUAAACCAGUCGGUGACAGGCCAUCCAACGGUAGACGAAAUUAUUCGAACUAUAUCUGACUCCGAACUUGCGCGGUUAAUUCGACAUGUUCGUACUUGGAACGCGAACGCCAAGACGAGUGUAGUGGCGCAGGAAGUCCUGAAUGCAAUUUUGAAGCUGCGUUCGGUGGGCGAUUUCAUCCAUGCGCUUGCUAACGAAACUGGCGAAAAGGCAUUCAUGAAGUUCGACCGAGGGACUGAUCGUCACGAUGGUUUACCAACGGGAACAGGCACGACUGCUUUGAAAGACAUGGUUGAUAUAUUGAUUCCGUACACUGAACGUCAUCUGUCUAGAAUGGAUCGUCUAAUACAGGAGAGUUUCGUGCUGGAUUAUUUAGUGGGUGAGAUGGAUGGGGGGCUAUUUGACGAACAAACCAUAGGUGGAGAUAUCACGAUGGAUAUUAAGAAGGCUGUGGAGUUGGAGCACUCCUUGUAGGUUUACUAAAUAUACAAAAAGUAAUAUAUCACAAGUAAGCCACCAGGCGAAAGUCAUCUUGCUAAGAGACAAAAAUUGUAACGCGCCCUAAGCGACAGCCCUGCACUCCAUUGAAAAGUAAAACCCAUUCGUCUUGCUUAACACCAUCUCUAGAUAAUUCAUGUUCCUGUGCCUCGCUGAUCCGGCCUUGUUCAAGCAGCCAGCGUCGCAAGACACCUGGAAGACAGCCGGUGGACAUAGGCGGCGUCACCCACUGCGAAGAACGAUAGAAAGCGACGUUAUAUAUAGAUGCUUCUGUCACAUCGUUUUGCGAAUUGAACAGGAGAACAUCGUCUGGAGGAUAAUGUUGAGUGUGGCGGGUGAUGGAGGGCGACGAUACUCCGGCUCUGGAGCGAGCAUCGUCGUAUACUUUUCUGGUGGUGGUUUUAGUGGAUGUAAAGACAGAGCUUGGCGUGGACUGAGAGUCGAGUUGAAUGUGAAAGACGGGGACGAAGAGCGUCGGGGCAUCAGUGAGGGGGUUGAAGAAAGUGGGGGCCGUUGGAUCUGAUGAAAGGGGAGCAAUGGGGGCAACUGCUGCGGAUAGAUCGCCUGUCUGCGUGAGGACGAGACGGACCUUGACGAUAGUGAGAAAGCGAUGAAAGUGGAACAAAAAAGAGCAGAAAAGGCUCUACCUUGAGGGCGAACGGUGGUGAUUUAUCGCCGUAUUCCUGGACAGCUUUAUCGCAGACGGACUUUAGAUAAAGCGGGGUGAGGGGUUGUACGUCGCCCCAGCCAUGGAUGCGUGCAGCAUCUGCAAGACGGUCUGAGUGGUAUGAAAGUAAGAGAUAUGGGGAUGGAUUUCCGGCAUUAUCAUUGUUCCAUUUGAGAGACUGCAGAUAUGGAUCGUAUCUGGUACACGACAAU
Serpula lacrymans var. lacrymans S7.9 is the source of this 3728-nucleotide messenger RNA. RefSeq lists its product as uncharacterized. Gene Ontology annotation, biological process: endonucleolytic cleavage to generate mature 5'-end of SSU-rRNA from (SSU-rRNA, 5.8S rRNA, LSU-rRNA); endonucleolytic cleavage in 5'-ETS of tricistronic rRNA transcript (SSU-rRNA, 5.8S rRNA, LSU-rRNA). The coding region runs from base 18 to 2825 and encodes 935 amino acids. Lineage: Eukaryota; Fungi; Basidiomycota; Agaricomycetes; Boletales; Serpulaceae. The transcript is spliced from 6 exons. Gene Ontology annotation, molecular function: U3 snoRNA binding; protein binding. Gene Ontology annotation, cellular component: small-subunit processome; nucleolus; 90S preribosome. The record is from RefSeq and is a predicted model, not a curated record.